Messenger RNA from Cuscuta epithymum, 1046 nucleotides. The record is from the annotation of a GenBank genome assembly. NCBI's taxonomy places the organism in Eukaryota, Viridiplantae, Streptophyta, Magnoliopsida, Solanales, Convolvulaceae.
AACGUCCGCGGUCCACUUAAAGUUACAAGAUAUUCAACUCAUUAAUUACUAUAUAUUCAUGCAAAAUUAUAUGCAUAUAGAUGUAGAUAGAUGCACAAUAAUGUAUCGAUUAUCCCGUAAUAAUAACCCCUCCUCUUCCAACAUCACAUACAACCCCUCCAAUUCAAAGUACUACGUCCAGUUCGGAGGCAAAAGAAUCGAAACCACCGUGACGGACAGAGCAGCCGUCGCAAACGACUGGGUCACCGCGAUCCGGUCCAAACACGCCGGCGAGCCAACCGUCGUCGUCGGCCUUGACAACGAAUGGCGCCCCCACCCGGUCAGCUACAUGAGCAACAAGUCCGCCACCUUGCAGCUCUGCGUGGACGAAGACUGCCUCAUCCUCCAGCUCUUCCACAUGGACGAGAUCCCGGAGGAGCUGAAGAGGUUUCUGUCGGACCCCACGUUUGUGUUCGUCGGAGUUGAGGUCGCCGACGACGUGAGGAAGCUGAGGGAGGAGUACGGGCUGGAGUGCGCGAAGAGCGAGGAUAUCCGGGAGCUGGCGAAGGAGAAGUGGCCGGGGCGGUUCCGCCGGCCGGGGCUGAAGGAUCUGGCGAUGGAGAUUUGUGGGCUGAACAUGCCCAAGCCGAAGCACGUGUGCAUGAGUAAUUGGGAAGUGAGGGAGCUGAGUUUAGCUCAGGUUGAGUAUGCUUGCAUUGACGCCUAUGCUUCUUACAAGAUUGGUCAACGCCUUCUCUUGGAAAAUUAAUUACUUAUAGGUUAAGGAGUAUUAUUACUCUAUGAAUUUACUCCCUAUAAAAGAAAAGUGACAACUCCGGUACCCAUUUAAAAAAUUGGGUACCGUACCUACCAUGCAUUUGAUUGGUUCAAAUCAUUAUAUCCUUUUAAAUUUAAAUUUAAAUAAUUCAACUGUAUCAUUCUGAUUAGUCCAUGUGGACAAAUGUAUGAUACCUUAAGAGAACCAUAGAAUCUACCUAAAAGAAAUUGACCUCCUUGUGUUUCUAUUUCUGAUUAAUAUACUUAAAUAAAUAAAUUGAGUCUGCAAG